AUGUUUUUUUUUUAAUUAGGUAGUUCACGUGUUCAAACGUUGUUAGUUUGUGAGGAUUUCUUUAGGGGCUCCGUCGGGAGUUUAUCCGGGACAACAGAACUCUUGAAAUGCUGAGUUCAUUUACGCUUCUUCAUCGGGGGCUUUCGAACGCGACAAUUUAAAAGUUGUCACGCUCCCUUGCAGAAAUGCCGAGGAAAACAUUGCUUGCGUUUGCAUUUCUUGCGUGGAUCACAUCAGAAGCUGCUUCCGAUUCUUUUGUCAUCAACGUCGACCUUGGAAAACCAGUAGCACCUUUGAAACACUUCUGGAGAAGCACUGGUUUUUGCCCUCCUCUUCCUCACACCGAGGCGGACCAGUUUGACCUGAGUGUUGACCAGCAGCAGAACCUGGCUUAUGUGGGCUCCGUCCCCCAUGGAGGGAUCCAGCAGGUCAGAAUCCACUGGAUGUUGGAGCUGGUCACUGCCCAAGAUGUUGGAGGACAACCCCAGUACAAUUUUACAAAACUGGACCAGCUAAUGAAUCUCUUAUGGAUUAAUGGACUGCAACCAGGUUUUGAACUGAUGGGCAGCGUCUCAAACUACUUCACCAACUUUGAAGAGAAAUCUCAAGUGUUCAAAUGGAGAAAUUUGGUUCAUCUCAUAGCCAAGAGGUACAUCGAAAAAUUUGGUCUUGGAAGUGUUUCUCAGUGGAACUUUGAAACAUGGAAUGAGCCCAACAACCAUGACUAUGAUAAUGUCAGCAUGUCAAUUCAAGGGUUUCUAAAUUAUUACGAUGCCUGUUCGGAGGGUCUGCGGGCUGCCAGUAACUUGCUGAGGUUUGGUGGUCCGGGAGACUCCUGUCACUCGCCCCCACACUCGCCUUACUGCUGGGCCAUGCUUCAACACUGCUACAAUGGCACCAACUACUUCACUGGCGAGACGGGCAUUCGGAUUGACUACAUUGCCCUGCACAAAAAGGGAGGAGGUUGCUCUUUGCCAAUCCUGCAGCAGGAGCUGCAGACCGUGGGGGAGAUCCAGGAGCAUUUCCCCCAGUUCCGCAGUCGUCCUGUGUACAACGAUGAGGCUGACCCACUGGUGGGCUGGUCCCGGCCUCAGGAGUGGAGAGCAGAUGUGACCUAUGCUGCCAUGGCGGUCAAGGUGAUCAGCCAGCAUCAGGAUGUGUUGUCGGCAAACACUAGCAUCAACUACACCCUACUGAGCAACGACAACGCCUUCCUCAGCUACCACCCUCACCCCUUCACCCAGCGCACUCUGACCGCUCGCUUCCAGGUCAACAACACCCAGCCGCCUCAUGUGCAGCUCAUCAGGAAGCCCAUCCUCACCGUCAUGGGCCUUCUGGCUCUGUUAGGUGAGACACAGGUCCUGGCAAAAGUUUCAAACUCCUCAGGAGCUGAUGAUUCCCACAGCGGACGCGUGGGAGUUCUUGCAAGUACCCACCAGCAAGAAUUCCCCAGAGGUUCAGACAGCUGGCAGGCCGCUUUGCUGGUCUACAGCAGUGAUGACAACCGCACGUCGGCCAGCAUUAAUGUUGUCACUGUGUCGCUGAAAGGACUGGAGCCGCACACAGGUCUUGUAUAUGUCACCUAUCUCCUGGACAAUAAUGUGAGUAACCCAUAUCAACAAUGGCAAAACAUGGGAAGCCCCAUCUACCCCACGACAGACCAGUUCACAAAGCUCAGGAACGUCCAGGACCCUCUCGUUGAUGGACCGUGGCCGGUGCCCGCAGGCGACACUCUCACUUUGAAGGCAAGACUGCGUGUUCCCUCUGUGCUGCUGAUACAUGUAUGUGCCCGACCCAAAGCCGCUCCAAACCAGGUCAAUGGUGUGCGCUUCAUCAGGAUCACCAGAGGCCAGGUCCUCGUUAUCUGGUCUGACGGCUGUGUUGAUUCCAAAUGCAUUCACACCUUUGAACUGGAGUACUCUGCAAGUCAGAAGGAGUUCAGCAGGAUUAAUAGCCUCAACACCAUUUUUACCUCAUUUGUUUAUUCACCUGUGGACCAGGAGGUGAGCGGCUGGUACAGAGUCCGAGCUGUGGACUACUGGGGCAGGCCUGGGAUGUACUCACUGCCUGAGGAGUAUUCAGAAGAGCUUUAUCUAUCUCAUCAUAUAUAGAAGACCACCAUGUCAUCUUUAUGCAACUAAUCUGCUGUUAUUUACAGACCUUGUAUUAUGUCAAAUGAGAGAUACUUUGGUAAUGUUUUUAUAUAA
Phyllopteryx taeniolatus (common seadragon) is the source of this 2207-nucleotide messenger RNA. It is a transcript of the gene idua, whose product is annotated as alpha-L-iduronidase. NCBI's taxonomy places the organism in Eukaryota, Metazoa, Chordata, Actinopteri, Syngnathiformes, Syngnathidae. Gene Ontology annotation, molecular function: L-iduronidase activity. The record is from RefSeq and is a predicted model, not a curated record. Bases 186 to 2111 code for a protein of 641 amino acids. The transcript has 14 exons. Gene Ontology annotation, biological process: carbohydrate metabolic process.